AUGUCUGGAAACACAUUCCCUGGCCGACUGGGUGCAAACUCCAACCCUUUCGGAGAGUCGCAGCCAUCUGGGGGCAUAUCCAAAGUCAUGGAGGAAGAGGAAAACGAUACAGUCGCCUCACCAGCAGCUCCGAGCUUUAGUUUCGGAUCCAAUACCGCGUUUGGUUCCCCAUUUGGCGGUGAUGCGGCCGGUCAAGGACCCCCAUCGUCGUUCAAGCCUACAAGUACGGAGGGGUUUCCAGAUCAAUAUGGAAUGGGAAGACGAACUUCGGUUUCUGCAGAAUCAUUGAAUCCUACGGCAUCUUCCAACGACAACUGGUCGCCACCUUUCCAUCAAAAGACCGAGGAGCAGAUUAGUAGGCUGAAGAGUUCCAUCUCAGGCAACUUCUUGUUCAGCCACCUGGACGAUGAGCAGAGUGCACAAAUCCUUGGUGCGUUGGUUGAAAAGCCAAUCCCCGCCAAAGACAUUAAGGUUAUCACGCAAGGCGACCAGGGCGACUUCUUUUAUGUUGUUGAAAAGGGAACUUUUGAUGUCUAUGUCAAUCCAGCCGGUUCCAUGCAGCCAGGUCCACAGGGUUUGGGGACGAAGGUUGCCACCAUUCAGUCGGGAGGAUCUUUUGGAGAGUUAGCAUUGAUGUACAAUGCUCCUAGAGCUGCAACAGUAAUGUCCGCAGAAGGCCAAUGCACCCUCUGGGCAUUGGACCGAAUCACUUUCCGGCGGAUUCUUAUGGACUCUACAUUCCAGCGCCGUCGGCUGUACGAGAGCUUCCUCGAGGAAGUGCCUCUGCUUUCAAGUCUCACAAAAUACGAGCGGUCCAAGAUAGCGGAUGCACUUGACACCCAGAAAUAUCCUCAAGGCACUACGAUCAUUAAGGAGGGAGAUGCAGGCGAGGCUUUCUAUCUUCUAGAGAGUGGCGAAGCAGAGGCAUACAAAGAAGGUACAUCGAAUCCUGUGAAGGCCUACAAGAAAGGAGACUAUUUCGGCGAACUUGCUCUACUCAAUGAUGCCCCUCGUGCUGCUAGUGUGAUUAGCAAGACUGAAGUCAAGGUUGCUACCCUUGGAAAAGACGGAUUUCAGAGACUUUUGGGACCAGUCGAGAGUAUCAUGAGGAGAACCAAAUAUGAGACUGGGGUUGAGGAUAUUGAUCCUCUUGCAAGUAAAUGA
Molecule: messenger RNA, 1164 nt
Organism: Glarea lozoyensis ATCC 20868
Lineage: Eukaryota; Fungi; Ascomycota; Leotiomycetes; Helotiales; Helotiaceae
Product: cAMP-binding protein
Exons: 2
Coding region: 1-1164 (387 amino acids)
Biological process (GO): regulation of protein phosphorylation
Cellular component (GO): cAMP-dependent protein kinase complex; nucleus
Molecular function (GO): cAMP-dependent protein kinase regulator activity
Source: RefSeq, a predicted model, not a curated record